Penicillium atrosanguineum is the source of this 267-nucleotide messenger RNA. Its product is annotated as proteasome regulatory particle lid subunit SEM1. The transcript has 3 exons. Bases 1 to 267 code for a protein of 88 amino acids. The record is from RefSeq and is a predicted model, not a curated record. Gene Ontology annotation, biological process: proteasome assembly; double-strand break repair via homologous recombination; mRNA export from nucleus. Lineage: Eukaryota; Fungi; Ascomycota; Eurotiomycetes; Eurotiales; Aspergillaceae. Gene Ontology annotation, cellular component: proteasome complex; proteasome regulatory particle, lid subcomplex.
AUGUCCAAUUCCACUACCCAAACCAAGGCUGAGCCCUCCGACCAGCCCCAGCAGCAACAGAAGCCCCAGGUUCUGGAAGAAGACGACGAAUUCGAAGAUUUCCCCGUCGAGGACUGGCCCCAGGAAGAAGCGGAGCAAGCCGCCGGCUCAGCAGCCAACGGCGGAAACGAGCACUUGUGGGAAGAGAGCUGGGAUGACGAUGAUGCCGCAGAGGACUUCUCCAAGCAGUUGAAGGAGGAACUCAAGAAGGUCGAGGCUGCGCACUAG